UUCUGCCUAGAAAAGGAAUCCACGCUGGAAGUCUAUAUGCUUUCCACCGAACGCUUAGCCUCUGUGUGACACACUCCUAGACAUGGAAAAACUUUCUGUCCUAAGUUAGAACAGAGCUAUGGGUGAUUUAAACCAAACGAGAGCAAAUUAAAACCACUAAAACUGGAAUCUUCCAUGAAAGCAGAUGUCAACAACAUGGUUACUUCUCAAUAUGCUUUCCUGUAUUGCACGGUAACCUCUGAUAUUUGACACCCGAAAAUGAACAGGUGUGCAACUCCUUCAGACUUUAAAGCUUUGGACAUUAUCUGUUACAGGCAGAACACGUCUUAAGGUAAUGCUUCCAACAUCUUGAUUGCUCUGUCAUGCCUCGAAUUUUGUGGGGUUUAAUUCCUUUUUAUAUCAUCUCCUUGCUGUGCCCAGUGCCCAAGGGUCAGGAGAACAAUUCAAAUAAAGCUACAACUCACCGUGGGUCUCAGGAUGGCCCAUGUUAUGAUGCCAAACAAAGGCCAAAAUACUGUAUCCCAGAUUUUAUCAAUGUUGCUCUUGGGAAAGAGGUAACUGCAACCAACACUUGUGGACGUACACCGCAAAAACUCUGCUCUUUUCUAGAUGCUACAAAUGUGACAUCACGACGAUGUCAGCUAUGUGAUCAGAAAACUGAAACUUCCUAUCCACCAUCAUACAUGACCGACACGGAUGCUCAAACAUGCUGGAGGUCAGAAAGUGGUAUAACAUAUCCACAGAAUGUUACAUUGACUUUACCUCUUGGACGGAGAUUUGAGCUUGUUUAUGUUAGCUUGCGUUUCUGCUCUCCUCGUCCUGACUCUAUGGCAAUCUAUAAAUCUAUGGACCACGGCAAAACAUGGAUCCCUUUCCAGUUUUAUUCUACUCAUUGCCGUCGUGUUUAUGACCUGGCAACCACUGGUUCUAUUACAAAACCCAUGCAGCAUGAAGCCACUUGCACUGAUUUUCAAACAGGAGUCAAACCCCUUACUAAAGGACUUGUAGCCUUUAUGCCAUUAGCAGGUCGCCCUUCAGCACGUAGAUUUGAAUACAGUCCUGUUCUGCAAGAUUGGGUGACAGCUACAGAUAUCCGUGUGGUCUUCAGUAGACUUCACCAUGGAAAGAAAAUGGGAAUCCGAAAGAAGACUGCUUUCUAUGGGGUUUCUGAAUUCCAGGUUGGAGGAAGGUGUAAAUGUAAUGGUCAUGCAUCACGCUGUGUACCCAGUAAAGAGGGAUUUGUAUGUGACUGUCAACAUAAUACCAUUGGUCCAGAAUGUGAUGCCUGCAAGCCAUUUUAUUACGACAGGCCUUGGCAAAGAGCAACACCAAGCAAUGCACAUGAGUGUGUAGCUUGUGAUUGCAAUCAGCAUUCUAAUCGCUGCAGAUUUAACAUGGAAUUGUACAAGUUAUCAGGUAGAAAAAGUGGAGGUGUAUGUUUGAACUGUCGUCACAACACCGCUGGGCGCCAUUGUCACUACUGUAAACAGGGUUACAAACGUGAUUUGAGCAAACCUAUAUCAAGUCGAAAAGCCUGCAAGCCGUGCCAGUGUCACCCCAUUGGAGCAAUCAACGCCAUGUGCAACCAGACAACGGGCCAAUGUCAAUGCAAAACUGGAGUUACUGGUCUAACUUGCAAUCGUUGUGCUCAAGGAUAUCAGCAAAGUCGUUCUGCACAUAUGCCUUGUGUCCGAGAGGUUCAAGAAGAACUGACUACAACCGUAGCUUAUCCUCUGGAAUGGAAAGCAGGGAAUCAUUGUCAAUCAUAUUGUAAGCCAUCCCAUAGUCGUGUCCACAUGAACCUUCGCAAAUACUGCAAAAAGGACUAUGUUCUACGAGCGCAGCUCUUGUCCAUGGAAAAAUCUGGAGAAUGGUGGCAGUUUACAGCCUCAGUUAUUACAGUAUACAGGCAGAGAAGGGUGCCAAUUCGCCGCGGUGAUCAACCUCUUUGGGUUCCAGAUCAAGAUUUAGCAUGUGACUGCCUCCGUGUGCAAGUGGGCAAGUCUUACUUGAUUAUUGGAAAUGAUGAGGAGUCUCCGGAUCCAGCAAGAUUAAUCUUAGAUAAAAAUAGCCUUGCACUUCCAUGGCGUGAUGUUUGGGCACAUAAACUGAGGAGAUUUCAGCAGCAAGAUCGUCGUGGAAAAUGCCGAGUAGGAUAAUUAGUUUUUUUUAUUUUUAUCAAAUGAAGAUUAGUAUAAAUUGUCUCAGAACAACAUCUCAUUUAGUUUGAAACAAUAAUGAGGGUCUGCUAACUGCAAUUAUUGCUACCUCUAUAUUAUAAUACUUGUCUACUGGUAAAUUCAGCAACAGCCUAAUGCAUAUAGUCUUAAGGUGAAAAUUAUUUUACAUUAUAUUAUGUUUGCAGAAAAAAAAUGCUGUUUGAAAUACAGAUUAUACUUUGUGUGAUGAUAUGAAAACCUUUCUGUCUCUGUUUUGGAAUCUUGGAAGCUAAAAUAUUGCUGUUUUCCAAAAACAGUUACCCAUGACCAUGACCCAUAAUUCUUCUAAUAAAUUAGCAAGUGCUA
Bufo bufo (common toad) is the source of this 2525-nucleotide messenger RNA. RefSeq names its product netrin-1-like. Gene Ontology annotation, molecular function: protein binding. The record is from RefSeq and is a predicted model, not a curated record. The transcript has 8 exons. Lineage: Eukaryota; Metazoa; Chordata; Amphibia; Anura; Bufonidae. Bases 363 to 2159 code for a protein of 598 amino acids.